Molecule: messenger RNA, 941 nt
Organism: Spinacia oleracea (spinach)
Lineage: Eukaryota; Viridiplantae; Streptophyta; Magnoliopsida; Caryophyllales; Amaranthaceae
Product: kxDL motif-containing protein LO9-177
Exons: 5
Coding region: 375-782 (135 amino acids)
Biological process (GO): lysosome localization
Cellular component (GO): BORC complex
Source: RefSeq, a predicted model, not a curated record
AUGGAGAUGGAGAUGGAGAUGGAGAUGGUGCCUGAGCACAGCCGCAGCGGUGGAAGAAGAGGAGGAACGCGAACGUUUAUUUGGCGGAGAGGGCUGGCUUUUACGGUGGCGGAAACCGGGAUUCGCCGGGCAAGUUGGAGAGUUUUCUCUCUCCUCUCUCCCAAACUCAAGAUUUGGAGGUUCAAUUUGCUCAAAAUUUGCAUUCAUUAACAUUGUUUAGAUACAUAGUCAACCUCAGGAGCAUCAACUAGAUUCUUCAGGUAGAGGUCAAGUCAACCUUGCUUAGAGUAUGAAUCAGCUGCAUUACUUUCUACAGAUUUCUCAAUAGACGGCCUCCUUUCUUUCUUGAGAGCCCAUGUCUUACAAUUUGAUUUAUGGAAGUAUCAGAGAGGACAGCGAUAAAGGCUGCAUCUAAGGAGGUUUCUCAUGAAGUGAAAACUCUGAUGAAUACGGAGGCUAUAGAUUCACUAAAGCAAACACAACACCUGAUAUUAGGAAGGUUGCAAGACAGCAAUGCAGUGCUUUCACAUUUCAAUGAAUACUCAGAGAAUUGCUAUGCAGAUGUCAUGGCAGAGUUUUCAAAAAAUACACGUCUUUUGAAAUCAAUGAAGACUGACCUUGACUACAUAUUUGUCAAGUUGAGAAACAUCAAGUCCAAGAUUUUCGCCACUUAUCCUGAUGCGUUUCCAAAUGAAUCCGUUGACACCAGACCAGACCUUGAGCUUGAGGUACCGCGAGAUCAUGUUAGUCCGACAGAAUCCCAUCAACCACCAUCUGUAUAAUAAUACAUCUUUUUGAACAUCAGUUCGAGUUUGUACUUAAAACCUUGUUGAGCAAGCAACUGAGCACUACUUACUGGUCUACUUUGGAUCAAUCAUUUGGAGUAUAUUUGAUCUCAUUGCUACAUUUUAACCCAAGCACUUCAGAGAUUCUGCUCCAAA